Messenger RNA from Polyodon spathula (Mississippi paddlefish), 4612 nucleotides. Its product is annotated as WD repeat-containing protein 47-like. NCBI's taxonomy places the organism in Eukaryota, Metazoa, Chordata, Actinopteri, Acipenseriformes, Polyodontidae. Gene Ontology annotation, molecular function: protein binding. The record is from RefSeq and is a predicted model, not a curated record. The coding region runs from base 447 to 3221 and encodes 924 amino acids. The transcript has 15 exons.
UUUUUUAUGGUAAUUACAGCGAUAAAGAACAGAAGACAACACCUUGCUAGAAUUGAGCACUUGUUUAUUUGUUAUUCAAGGCUGUAUUUUAGAUUUAUCGUACAAUGUAUUUUACGGUGUUGGAAAGGGGGUUGUGUGCAUUCAGAGUCUGGGUUUUGUAUACCGUGAUGACAGUCGCUAUCUGUAUAGUCACUGUAACUGUAACUGUAAAGUAGUGAUUCAGACCAGCCCAAGAAACCUGCCAAAUAGUGCUCGCAGUUGAAACUGAACAGGAGGCUGCGCAGUGAAGGCUCUGUCGUUUUCCUGUCAAAUAAUGAACCCCCUGUCUAGAGUGAAUUCUCGAAAAUAACAGACAGAUUGCAAGAGGGCAGGGUAGAUCCAUUUGAUGUCUGUUUUUACAAAAGUGAGAGGCUGGUUUUACUGCUGCAAAGAAGGACGCUGAGAUAAUGACAGCAGAGGAGACAAUAAACAUUAAGGAGGUGGAGAUCAUCAAGCUGAUCUUGGAUUUUCUGAACUCACGGAAGCUUCAUAUCAGCAUGUUGUCUCUUGAGAAGGAGAGUGGGGUCAUCAAUGGCCUAUACUCUGACGACAUGCUUUUUCUCAGACAGCUAGUACUCGAUGGCCAAUGGGACGAGGUUCUUCAGUUCAUCCAGCCCUUAGAAUGCAUGGAGAAGUUUGAUAGAAAACGAUUCCGGUAUAUAGUAUUGAAGCAGAAAUUCCUUGAAGCCUUGUGUGUGAACAACGCAAUGUCAUCAGAGGACGAGCCCCUGCAUCUGGAAUUUACAAUGCAGGAGGCUGUCAAGUGCCUCCAUGGCCUGGAGGAGUACUGCCCCUCCAAGGACGACUACAGUAAACUCUGCCUGCUCCUCACCCUGCCUCGCCUGACCAACCACGCAGAGUUCAAGGACUGGAACCCCAGCACGGCACGGGUGCAGUGCUUCGAGGAGGCUUGCAUUAUGGUUGCAGAGUUCAUCCCUGCCGACAGAAAGCUAAGUGAGGCCGGCUUCAAGGCCAGCAACAACCGUCUCUUCCAGCUAAUCAUUAAAGGGAUGCUUUACGAGUGCUGUGUGGAGUUCUGCCAGAGCAAGGCCACUGGAGAGGAGAUCACCGAGAGCGAAGUGCUGCUGGGCAUUGACAUGCUUUGUGGCAACGGCUGCGACGACUUGGAUUUAAGCAUGCUCUCGUGGCUUCAGAACCUGUCCCCCAGCGUUUUCUCUUGUGCAUUUGAGCAGAAGAUGCUCAACAUUCAUGUGGACAAGCUAGUGAAACCCGCAAAAGCUGCACAUACGGACCUCCUGACUCCUCUGAUUAAUAAGCUUUCACCGUACCCAUCCUCUCCAAUGAGGCGGCCCCAGUCGGCCGAUGCCUACAUGUCUCGUUCCUUGAACCCUGCUCUGGAUGGCCUUUCCUAUGGAUUGACCAAUCCUGAUAAGAGAGUCACAGACCUGGUCAGCAAGACUUCUGCAAUGUCUCACUCCUUUGCUAACUUCCAUUGUCCUGCGGGUCAAAACCUGAGCAGAAGCCUAAUGCUAGAGAAUACAGAUUGUCACAGUAUUUAUGAAGAGUCACCAGAAAGAACCGAGACGCCUGUUGAUGGACUUAUGAAUUCCAGUGGCCAUCGGACUUUGUGUGAGAGUCUGAGUCCAAGCCCAGCUCCAGUGAGUGAGCCUGCCCCACCUGACUCAAGCCAAGGACCAGGAAAACCAGAGAAGAAUGAGCUGCGCGAGUCCACAGAACAGUUCCAGGAAUACUACCGCCAGCGCGUGCGUUACCAGCAACACCUGGAGCAGAAGGAGCAGCAGAGGCAGCUGUACCAGCAGAUGUUACAGGAGGGGGGAGUGAACCAGGAGGACGGGCUUGAUCAACAGCAGAACCUUACUGAGAAGUUUCUCAACAGGUCUAUUCAGAAGCUGGAGGAGCUGAAUGUUGGAAUAGACGAUCUUGGGGGUGAGGUGCAGUCUCUCAAUCAGCAAUGCAAUGGAAACAAUAUAAACAGCAGCCCUGCUGUUGGCAACGUAACUCAUGAAAAUGGCCAUCAGAAUGAAGGCCAAAAAGUGGCCACCAGCACUCCCCAGAAAGUUGGAGCUAGAGGGAUACCUUCCUUAGAUGAGUCCCCAGUAUUUACGUAUCAAGGUGCAAACUCAGCAGGUGAGCUUCGAGACUGUGCUGCACAGCCGCAGCAUUUGGAGGAUCCUGCAUUCUCCCCAACACGUUCAAGGGGUGAAGCGGGUGAAAAAGCUAAAACCCAGUUUGUUGCCAUUAACACCCUGGAAGACACACAGGCUGUCAGAGCCGUCGCCUUCCAUCCCAGCGGAGCGUUGUAUGCUGUGGGCUCCAACUCCAAAACACUGCGUGUCUGUGCCUACCCAGAGGUAUUAGAUCCAAGUGCUUAUAGCACCCCUAAGCAACCUGCAGUGCGCUUUAAAAGGAACAAACACCACAAGGGGUCCAUAUACUGCGUGGCCUGGAGUCACUGUGGACAGCUGCUGGCAACGGGUUCCAAUGACAAAUACGUAAAAGUAUUACCAUUCAGUGCUGAAACUUGCAAUGCUACAGGCCCAGAUCUGGAGUUCAGUAUGCAUGAUGGCACAAUUCGGGACCUGGCUUUCAUGGAAGGUCCAGAAAGUGGCGGAGCUAUUUUAAUAAGCGCUGGCGCUGGAGACUGCAAUAUUUACACCACAGACUGUCAGAGAGGGCAGGGCUUACACGCUCUGAGUGGUCACACAGGUCACAUUUUAUCGCUCUACACCUGGGGAGGGUGGAUGAUUGCGUCUGGCUCACAAGACAAGACGGUGAGGUUCUGGGACCUGAGGGUGCCCAGCUGUGUCCGAGUCGUGGGCACUGCUUUGCACGGAUCAGGCAGUGCUGUGGCAUCUGUGGCUGUCGACCCCAGUGGGCGUCUCCUGGCUACGGGUCAGGAGGACACUAGCUGUAUGCUGUAUGAUAUAAGAGGGGGGCGGAUGGUGCAGACCUAUCGUCCUCACAGCAGUGACGUCCGCUCCGUCCGCUUCUCUCCAGGGGCGCACUACCUGCUGACUGGCUCCUAUGACACUAAAGUCAUGAUCACAGAUUUACAAGGAGACCUUACCAAGCAGCUUCCGCUCACAGUUGUUGGGGAACAUGCAGACAAGGUGAUACAGUGCAGAUGGCACACGCAGGAUCUAUCCUUCUUAUCUUCAUCUGCAGACAGAACUGUCACCCUGUGGACUUACAAUGCAUAGGACUGCUUUCACUAACACUUUUAUGCAGGUGAAGCACAGAAACUCCUACCUAAAUGGAGUGGAAAAGUUUAACGUUAAUACUGAGAUUGACAAAACUCAUCCAGUGGACAUAUCCUGGGGUGGCACAUAUUGGUGUGUCUCUCUCUAUGCUUGUGCUGGUGAAAGUGUUUAAGUUAUUUUGCUGUGCGUUCAGUCUUCCACGUGCAUAUAUGCUUCUGUGACUAAUUAUAGUCCUGUAACUUGUACACAAUGGCUGUUGUUUUUUAGUAAGUGUGCACAAGAAAAAAAAAAGCCUAAAUUAAUGUGUUGCAGUUUAGUUAAUGCAUUCCCUCAUGUUGUGCCUGCAACUGAUUUAAUUAAGGCAACGAUGCACAAAACUUUAACUAACUUCUACACCCUAACCUAGGAUCAUUCUAAUGGUUUAUAUAAUGGACACUACUCAAGUGGUAAAAAUCCACUUCUGCAAAAUAAGAUGCUAAACCUUAUCCAUCCCAGUGUUAGAACCAUGCUAUGUUAAAGAUAUGGUGCCUUGAUCAAUCAGUUUCCAUAAAUAGCUUUAUUUAUAUAGACGUGUCUCUCUGUGUUUUACAAUUCCUCCUUGAAAACUCCUUAGAAAUAGCAGAUCUGUCCAAAGCUGUUUCCACAGUUGUUUUAUAGGUUGGCAAAAUGUAAUCAGUAUGGUUAGUGGGGAAUUUUAUGCUGUAGAAUUAGGUCACUAAACUCCUUAGACUUACAUCCUUGUAAAUAUGGCAAAUGUGUAUGAAACUUUUAAAAGAACACAUUUUUCAAAAAAAUGCAUUCAUAAGAAUCAAUGUGGAUGAUUUCAAAGUUGUAUUUAUUUCUGCAGUCCAAGUUGAUAAUACUGCUUGCGAAAAAAAAUAGCUUGUUAAAUGUCAGUAUUUAAUAGGGAAUAAAAGAUCCUAUUAUAUUUGUGUGUGUAUAUAAGAAGGCUAGUAACUAUAGAGCACAGAUUUGGUUAGUUUUCAUUGAUUGUUUUUAACAUAUUUCCCUUUUAGUAUAUCAUGCAUAUGUGUUUAGGAUACAAUAGAAGGUAAAAUUCGAUUGCCGGCAGCCCGAGGCAGUUUAUGUAAUUGCAAUUUCAAAUGGCAGCCUUUGCCUGUACGCAAAGGGCACUGUUUUAUGUAAAUAUUUCAGUUUAAAUACGUGCACAGAAGCAUGGCAUACACAUAUGCAUGAUUGCAGAAAAGAGCAAAUGUUUCAGAUUAUCUCCAUUGCGCUCCACUUAUUGCUUUCCAUUGGCUAAUUUUGCACUUCCUUUAUAAAACACAACAAAAUUGCUAUUGUUCAAGAAGUGCAGAUCGCACUGUAUUAAUGCUUUUGAUUUCUCUUAUUGUACAGUUUUUUUGUUUGGUUUAAAUUAAAAGCCGAAA